CGUCUCCAAAAGCGUCUCACGAACAUGACCAACGCACAGUUUACUGGCUCCGGGGCGACAUCGUCUCCUUCCACGGAGAAAUCACCGCUGGCCACAGCCGCGCCCUCCCCCACACCCACAGUCCUCUCGCACGAAGGCGUCGUCAAGUCGUCGACUCAACCCUCAAAGCAUGUUCGCCGCUCGUGGAGUGCCGAGGAGGAGGAGUUCAAGCGCGGUGAAGUGCCCGAGGACCUCGUCGGUGCCAUGCAGGGCGACACAUCGUACAAGGUUGUCUUCAGUGGCCCAGAUGACCCCCGCAGCGCCCAGAACUGGAGCACGCGCAAGAAGCUCGUACAGACCAUCCUCAUCACCCUCGCGACCAUGUGGGCAGGCAUGGCCUCGGCCGUUGCAAGCGGCGCCGCGCACAGCCUCGGCGAGCACUUUCACGUCGGGAGCGUGGUGGCCGAGCUCGCCAACUCGAUGUUUGUGUUCGGCUUCGCACUCGGCCCGCAGGUUUUCGGCCCGCUGUCGGAAGUGCUGGGGCGCAAGUGGCCGCUGGCGCUGGGCAUCUUCCUCGGCGCCAUGUUCUCUAUCCAAACAGCUGGUGCUGGCAACCUCGCGACGGUGAUGAUCGGUCGCUUCCUCGGGGGCGUGUUCGGUGCCGCACCUUAUGCAAUCGGCGGCGGGUGGUUCCAUGACGUCUACGACGCGCUGCACGUGCAGUGUGGUAUCGCCUUCUUUGCAUCCGCCACUGCUGGUGGCCCAGCACUCGGCCCGCUCGCCGGCGCUGGCUUCGCGUCGCUCGGGGUACCCGGCGGAUACGCGUGGCGCUGGGUUGAGUGGUUCGUGUCCGGCUUCGGGUUGCUCGUGGCCUUCCUCCUCGCAACGUGCAUGGACGAGGCGUACGCGCCAGCCAUCCUCGCGGCCGAGGCCAAGCGCCUGCGCCGCGAAACGGGCGAGUGGGCGUGGCAUGCGGAGCUCGACACGGUGUCCCUCACCCUCGGCGACAUUGCGACGCGCUAUGUUCUCCGCCCGGUGCGCAUGCUCUUCACCGAGCCCAUGCUGGCCGUGAUCACAGUGUACAUGAGCUUCGUUUACGCGCUGCUCUACAUCCUCAUGGCGGCGCUACCCAUCAUCUACGGCGAGUACCGUGGCAUGUCGCUCGUCGGGUCGGCGCUACCGUUCCUCGCGGCGUUUAUCGGUAUCCUCAUCGGUGGAGGCAUCAUUGUCGCCGACAAGGUGCGGUACACGCGCGUACUGGAACGCAAGGGUAUGCUGGAGCAAGGUAUCCCUGAGCAGCGGUUCAUCCCGAUGGGUCUCGGCGCAGUGCUACUUCCCCUCGGCCUGUUCUGGUUUGCAUUCACGGGCCCCGCGCAGACCUCGUCGCCGUGGCCGUCAAUCAUCGCGCUCGCAUUCGCACAGUGCGGAAUGAUCCUCAUCUUCGAAUGCGGAAUCAUCUACACCAUCGACAUGUAUCGUUCCUUUGCGAACAGCGCCAUCGCGGCCAACACUCUUGUCCGGUCAGCUCUCGGCGGCUCGUUCCCCCUGUUCACUGGCGCCAUGGUGCGUAACCUUGGAUACAAGGGGACGUGGUCAAUGGCCCUCCUUGCGUUCAUCGGCGUCGCGUUGGCGCCGACGCCGCUCAUCUUCUACCACAUCGGUGCCAAGCUGCGUGCCAAGUCGACAUUCUCACCGAAGCUGUAG
Molecule: messenger RNA, 1683 nt
Organism: Vanrija pseudolonga
Lineage: Eukaryota; Fungi; Basidiomycota; Tremellomycetes; Trichosporonales; Trichosporonaceae
Product: Citrinin biosynthesis cluster MFS transporter mrr1
Exons: 4
Coding region: 25-1683 (552 amino acids)
Biological process (GO): transmembrane transport
Cellular component (GO): plasma membrane
Molecular function (GO): transmembrane transporter activity
Source: RefSeq, a predicted model, not a curated record